Seminavis robusta is the source of this 1143-nucleotide messenger RNA. Lineage: Eukaryota; Bacillariophyta; Bacillariophyceae; Naviculales; Naviculaceae. The record is from the annotation of a GenBank genome assembly.
AUGAUUUUCAACACCAAGAGCAUCUUUGCCCUCGCUGUCUUGGCGAAGGUCGCCUCAGCAGGCUUCUUCUACCCCGACACGCUAGAGGCACUCCAAAAUCACCGUGAACUCCCUUCCUGUGCAGUCGGUUGCACAGGGUGCUUCAGUUGUGAGAACGGCGUCACCGAUAACGGCGAUGGCUCCCUGAGCGUCCGUGUGACUCACUGUAAGAGUGGUGGUACCGUCAGUUGGAUGUGCUGUGUUGGUAUCGACGGAACAGAGACUGGCUGUGAUGUUACUGCCCCUUGUCGUCCCGACGAUGGAACGGGCAAAUGUAACGGUAUUCCUGCUGGCCCCUCGGGUGGACUCGUCAUCAACAUCCCUGACAAUGCCAAAACUUUCACCAUCAACACCCACGAUGGUCAGACUAGUGGAAAUGGUGACAUGAAUAACAACCGCUGUGGUGGAAAUGGAAACCAAGGCAAAAAGGGUUGCUCGAACAGCUACUCUGCUCACUGUGACCUCGAGUUUUCUCUGGCGACCGACUACCCCGUCACCAACGCACCGCCACCCCCCACUUCGGGCACUCCCUCCACUGGAGAAAACCCAUGGCUUGGUCUCACCCUGUACGAAGUUCUUUCCCAGGGAAUCCCUAUGCCCGAUUGUGGUGAUCUUGGUCAAGAAGAGUCCUUCCAAGGAAAUGAUUUGACCAACGACAAGGGCGAGUGUUACAGGGUGAACAUUUGUCACGGAAAUGCUGGCCAGCAUGGCUGGAACGGACAAACUGUUUCCCGUGAUUCCCUAGAUCCCACCAAAGUCAAUGGCCAUGCUGGCGCCAACCACAAUGAUCCUUCAAAGAACAAGAACCCUGACUACUUUCCAGGAGCCAAGGCGGUUCCCAACCCCAACGGGGCUGGAGCGAACUCUGGAUCGUUGGACGGACAAUGUGGCUUCACGUGUGAUGCCUCCGACGAGUUCACCUGUGCUGAUGGAACCGUGGUCAAGCGAGCUCUCCCAGACUGUGAGUUUGCUGAUUGUCCCACCCCAGACACUGACCCCACACCAACUGAGAGUGCUCGUGUGAAUGGAGACCCUCACUUCCAGGUAAGAUUCAAUGUUCCUCCUUGGUUGAAUCGGAGUGGUUUGGUAUUGUUUCAGUUCUAA